UUCACAAACGUAGCUCGUCCCCGGCUGACGUUCCCGGAGACGGGAGCCUGCCGGCGGAGCGCAGCAGCCCGGCCCUGCUGGGUGCCAGCUCCUGCGCUCGGCGCUGACCACCCCGCCGGGGGAUGCUGCCCCUCCGCCCCGCGCUGCUGCCCAAGCGCUACCGCGGCGGCUCGGCUUCGCGCUCGCGGCCGGGCCGCGCGGCCGCCCGAGCGGCGGCGGCAGGAGGAGGAGGAGAAGGGCGCGGUGGCGGAGGCGGCGGUGGCGGGUCCCCCGCGCUGGUCCCGCGGGGCGGUGCCGGGUCGGUGCGGGUGCCGGUCCGGCGGCGCGGGCCGGGGUCGCCGCGGGCUGCCCGGAGGGGGGCGGAGCAGGAGCCGCCGCGCCCGUGCGCGCGCUGGCCGGUAGGGGCCGCUGCCGCUCCCCGCAGGGCGCGGGGGGGCGGGGCUGGCGGGCGCGGUGCGAGGCCCGGUCGCGCGGCGGCGGCGGCGGCGUCGCUCCUGUUGGCCCAGCCGGCGGCGGCCAUGGCGGCCGUGCUGUCCCCGCGCCUCUGCGACAGCGACCCGGCCACGCCCGGCGCGCAGUCCCUCAAGGAUGACACAGAAGAAAAUUCCAAUGAUGGCAGCCAGCCGUCCAAAAGACGGCGUAUGGGCUCAGGGGACAGUUCUCGGAGCUGUGAAACUUCCAGUCAAGACCUUGGGUAUAGUUAUUUUCCUGCUGAAAAUUUGAUAGAAUACAAAUGGCCACCUGAUGAAACAGGAGAAUACUACAUGCUUCAGGAGCAAGUCAGUGAAUAUUUGGGUGUGACUUCCUUUAAAAGAAAAUAUCCAGAUUUAGAAAGGCGAGAUUUAUCUCACAAGGAGAAACUCUACCUCAGAGAACUAAAUGUUAUCACAGAGACUCAAUGCACACUAGGUCUAACAGCUUUGCGUAGUGAUGAAGUAAUUGAUCUUAUGAUUAAAGAAUACCCUGCCAAACAUGCUGAGUAUUCUGUUAUACUGCAAGAGAAAGAGCGGCAGCGAAUAACAGAUCAUUACAAGGAGUACUCUCAAAUGCAGCAGCAGAACACACAGAAAGUAGAAGCCAGCAAAGUUCCAGAAUAUAUUAAAAAGGCUGCCAAGAAAGCUGCAGAAUUCAACAGCAAUUUAAACCGAGAGCGGAUGGAAGAAAGAAGAGCCUAUUUUGAUUUACAGACACAUAUUAUCCAGGUGCCUCAAGGAAAAUACAAGGUCUUGCCUACAGAGAGAACAAAGGUUAGUCCUUACCCAGUGGCUCUCAUACCCGGCCAGUUCCAGGAGUACUACAAAAGAUACUCUCCAGAUGAACUUCGUUAUCUGCCGUUAAACACAGCGCUUUAUGAACCUCCUUUGGAUCCGGAGCUGCUUACUCUGGACAGCGAUGGAGAUUCAGAUGAUGCAGAGGAAGGGCGAGGUGAUGAAAAACGGAAAACCAAAGGCAAUUCGGAUAAUUCGUCUGGCAAUGUAUCUGAAGGUGAUUGCGCCACAGACAACCAGGAGGAUUCUUUUCAGGGAAGACAAAAAACAAGAGACAAAAGUGCUACUCCAAGAAAAGAUGGUUCCAAACGUUCUGUAUUACCCAAAUCAGUUCCUGGGUACAAGCCAAAGGUCAUUCCAAAUGCUAUAUGUGGAAUUUGUCUGAAGGGUAAGGAGUCCAACAAGAAAGGAAAACCUGAAGCUCUUAUACAUUGCUCCCAGUGUGACAACAGUGGCCACCCUUCUUGCCUUGAUAUGACCCCGGAGCUUGUUGCUAUGAUUAAGACUUACCCUUGGCAGUGUAUGGAGUGUAAAACAUGCAUUAUAUGUGGGCAGCCUCACCAUGAAGAAGAAAUGAUGUUCUGUGAUGUAUGUGACCGUGGUUAUCACACUUUUUGUGUGGGGCUUGAUGCUAUCCCUUCAGGUCGCUGGAUUUGUGAUUGUUGUCAGAAAGACCCUCCUGUACCCAGAAGAGGAGGAAGAAGGGGGAAAAACAGCAAGGAGGGCUAAAAAGGCCCUAAAAACUUGCUGUCCAAAACUUAACUGCACAAAUUAAAGU
Messenger RNA from Poecile atricapillus (Black-capped chickadee), 2046 nucleotides. RefSeq names its product PHD finger protein 10 (gene PHF10). Lineage: Eukaryota; Metazoa; Chordata; Aves; Passeriformes; Paridae. The record is from RefSeq and is a predicted model, not a curated record. Gene Ontology annotation, cellular component: npBAF complex. Bases 123 to 1997 code for a protein of 624 amino acids. The transcript has 12 exons.